Molecule: messenger RNA, 1179 nt
Organism: Cololabis saira (Pacific saury)
Lineage: Eukaryota; Metazoa; Chordata; Actinopteri; Beloniformes; Belonidae
Gene: fgfr1op2
Product: FGFR1 oncogene partner 2
Exons: 6
Coding region: 225-872 (215 amino acids)
Biological process (GO): response to wounding
Source: RefSeq, a predicted model, not a curated record
AGGUUCUACUUAAGGCUUAACAAUUACAUUAAACACUGCUUAGAUUAAUGUUUAUACAAUAUCUUACAUUCCUUGUGUUUUAAAAGGGACAAGAAGCUCAACCAAGACUUCAGUUGGAGGCAAACCCCACAUGUAGGCAUGUAGCUGAAGUUAGCUACUAAACAUCAACAGGAAGAGGCUGAUAAAGUCAAGUUUUCUGCACUUUGAGCUCUGCAGGACCAGCCAUGAAUUGUACUCUGGAGAAAGUCCUGGCAGAUGCCAAAUCGUUAGUGGAAAGGCUUCGUAACCAUGACAACGCUGCUGAGAUGUUAAUUGAACAGACAACAUCUUUGAAUAAGCGAGUGGACGCCAUGAAACAGUACCAGGAGGAGAUUGAUGCACUGAACCAGGUCGCACGGCAUCGGCCUCGAUCCAGUCUGGUUUUAGGAAUCCAGCAGGAAAACCGUCAGAUUAGAGAGCUCCAGCAGGAAAACAAAGAGCUACGAAUGUCACUGGAGGAGCACCAGUCUGCGCUGGAGCUCAUCAUGACCAAAUACAGGGAGCAGGUUUUUAGACUCCUCAUGGCCAGCAAGAGGGACGACCCCGCCAUCGUCACCCAGCUGAAGGAGCAGCACACCACGGAAAUGCAAGCGCACAUAGAUAAGAUUAACGAGAUGGCCUCUGUCAUGAGGAAAGCAAUAGAGGUGGACGACGGGCGGGUAUGUGAAGACGAGGAGAGGAUCAAACAAUUAGAGCUGGAGAAUAGUGGACUCAGGGAGCUGCUGGGAAUCAGUCGUGAGGCGUUCCUGGUCCUGAAAAGGGACGACCCAUCAGAGAGUACGUCGCUAUCGCCUCUGAUGACCAGCGGUGACGUUAGUUUACGGAAAAGCUAGAGUCCAAGCUCCGCAGCAGCCGCAACAGUGUACAGAAUGUACAGUUUAAUGCCACUUACCAACAUCAGCUUUCAGCCCCCAGACUCUUAAGGCAAACUCUCUUACAGCAUGUUGCUCCAGAGCCGCCAUUCUGUCUGGUUUAUUCAGACGCAAGCUUUACACCCCUUUACCUUUUUGUUUUUGUUUGUGUUUCAGCAAUUUCUGCCUUUUUUUUGCCAGCAUGCGUGAUUCUUUGGUGCCUGUGAGGUUUUAAAGUAUGAAUGAAUGAUAGAAAAGCCUAACUUAAAAUAAAUCUGAGAUUAUAAGA